Messenger RNA from Leptinotarsa decemlineata (Colorado potato beetle), 988 nucleotides. Its product is annotated as enoyl-CoA delta isomerase 1, mitochondrial. Gene Ontology annotation, biological process: fatty acid beta-oxidation. Gene Ontology annotation, cellular component: mitochondrion. The record is from RefSeq and is a predicted model, not a curated record. Lineage: Eukaryota; Metazoa; Arthropoda; Insecta; Coleoptera; Chrysomelidae.
CACAAAUAAAUACUUUAUAAUAAACACACACUAGGUUGAAGGUUAUCAGUUGAUAACACCUCGGUGAAACAUGGUAAGAAUAUUUAGAAAAAGAUUUGAUUUUUCGAAAAUUAUUCCAAACCGGAAUAUCUCCAGCUUGAUUUCUGUCGUGGUAAAUGAUAGUUCAGGAAUAGCGACUGUAAGUUUACAGAAACCACCUGUCAACACUCUAAACUCUGAAAUUCUUGAAGAACUAUCUGCUACAAUUACCAACCUAGAAAAAGAAAAGGCCAGGGGUUUUAUUCUUACGUCAUCGAGGGAUGGAGUUUUCAGUGGCGGACUGGACUUGUUCGAAAUUUAUAAGCAGCAUGAUAAGGAAAGGAUGAAGAGGUAUUGGAACGUAGUAAGACAAACAUGGAUGAAACUGUCCACUACUUCGUAUCCAACUGCGGCUGUGAUAAACGGACAUGCCCCAGCUGGGGGCUGCUUAUUCUCGAUAGCUUGCGAAUACAGAGUUAUGACUAAAAACUACCGGAUAGGAGGAAACGAAACAGUAGUUGGGCUGGUAGCUCCAGUAUGGUUCAUGGAGCGAAUGAGGGACCUCAUCGGUUUCCGACAGACCGAAAUGGCUUUCACCACCGGCCAGCUCUUCACUACGGAAGAAGCCCUGUCUCUUGGCCUGGUGGACGAUAUGGUGAACAACAAAGAAGAAGGAAUCUCAAAAGCUGAAGCUUUUAUCAAAAAAUUCGAUAAGAUUCCUUCGCGUGCUAGGUCUCUGACGAAAAAGCUCGCUAAAAAAGAAAUGUUGGGGAAGAUGAUCAGAGAAGAAGAACUAGACACGAAACAUUUCGUGCACUAUAAUAGUAAACAGGAGACCCAGGAAAUCAUAGGGAACUAUCUCAAAGGAAUUAAGAGUAGAUCUAAGGCGUAGCAGCGAUAUUUUUCAGAAGUACUUGUAUUUGUCUUUCGAAUGUUGGCGAAUUGGAAAAUAAAAACAGAGUCAAUUUGA